Molecule: messenger RNA, 1251 nt
Organism: Penicillium taxi
Lineage: Eukaryota; Fungi; Ascomycota; Eurotiomycetes; Eurotiales; Aspergillaceae
Product: mitochondrial 54S ribosomal protein mL38
Exons: 2
Coding region: 1-1251 (416 amino acids)
Source: RefSeq, a predicted model, not a curated record
AUGGCCCACUGCGAGCGAGCUUCCAAGCCGCUGCUUCAAUGCCUGCGCAAAUCCUACACUAAAAGCCUUCCGGUCAUCCAAAAGCAGGCACGUGGCUUCCAGUCCACGGCCACUGUCGGAGAAGCUCAAGAAGAGAGCCUACCAUUCCACAAGUCUCCAGAUCCAGCCCUUGUGUCGAGUCCCCGAUUGGAGAGACGCUUGAUGCGCCAGGGAACCACCCCAAUUGGAUCCCGUCGUCGCCGUGCUGCCCUACAGGAUUCUCCCAACCUCCCAUUCGAGCAGUUACCCUACCAAUGUUUCCAGGAAGCACGACAAGUGCUCCUUGCUGAUCGUACAGAGAAGCUGAAGGAGAUUGAUUCCAUGCGUCAAAAGAUUGCGAAUGUAGUCGCCCAAACCCCCAAAGACGCUGCCGGGAAGCAAUCACAGAAGUCCCGAGUGACCGCAAUGCAGUUGCAUUUGGAGCGACUCAAGAUUUUGGCCGAUAUUAACGAUCCAUUAGUGAAGAGGAAGUUUGAAGAUGGCCUGGGCGACAUGAGCAAGCCCAUUUACCGCUACCUGGCUGACCGUAAAUGGCGGGAAAUGCGCCGUAAGAUUCUGGUGCAGCGUAUCACACAGAUGAACCUCGUUCCCGAUGUCCUGCCUCAUUGCGAUCCUACUGUUGAUACCAAGCUGUAUUUCGGAAAGCGACAGAUCCAGCCCGGAGACUUUGUGCUGUCGAAGGACAGUGCCACCGCGCCCAAGCUGGAUGUGCAGCUGUUUGAAGCUGGGGAGAAAUUGGUGACAAUUGCAGUCGUCGAUCCAGAUGUUCCUAAUGUUGAGACAGACAGCUUCGACUAUAAGGCGCAUUUCCUCGCCGUCAAUGUUCCCCUUUCGGCCAUUAAUACCAAGGUCGAUCUCUCUCAGCUUUCGGCAGACUCCCAGGUUGUUCUCUCCUGGCUGCCACCCGUCGCUCAGAAGGGUAGCCCGUACCACCGUCUGGCUGUCUUCAUCAUGGAACAGAAGGACUCUCAGUCGCUUGACUUUGCUGCUGUCAAGGCCAAGGAGACUGAGCGGGAAACGACCCUGCUCCGCUCUCUCCAGGCCCGUUAUCACCUCAAGGCCAUCGGUGCACACCUGUUCCGUACCCAGUGGGACGAGACCACCCUGGAGGUUAUGAAGGAGAUUGGCUUCGAGGGAGCCGAAUUGGAGCUGCGUCGGAAGAAGGUCGAGCCUCUUCCUUACAAGAGGAGAAACCCCUCCAGCUUCCGUUAA